UUUUCUGCGAUAGCCGGUGGCCCCUGACCCAGAACUGACCCUGCAGGCCCAAGAAACUACUCGCUAACUACCAGUAUUCCCCGGGUCUGUAAAAAUGCGUAAGGCAUUUGUUUACGCGCUGGUUCUUCUAACCGCGGUCGUGAGUGCCGUGGACUCUGUCUUACUGAAGAAAGGUUGGUACAGAACGCAGUCCAGAGGGAGGAAGAUAACACUGAACGAUGUGGAAGUCUUCGAUGAGAGUACUGUUCCCGACAGCGACUACUUGCGUGUCGGUGGUAGGAUCCCGACUUUAUCCAAAGGCAGUGUCAGGAACCUCAGCAACGCGACCAUUUUGAAGUUCAGUUUUUGUGGGGUAACCAACGUGUUGGCGGGGGCAUUCGAGAAUUUGCCCAAGCUAGAAAUCUUGGCAUUGCUAGACAAUGAAAUCGACCACGUGCGUGCAGGUGUAUUCAACAACAUGAACUUGACCACGUUGUAUCUUCAAAGGAACCAGAUCGCUACUAUCGAUACCAAGGCUUUCGACGACAUGCCUAGGUUGUACAAACUUAAACUAAAUUCCAACAAGAUCUCCGUUUGGGAUCCCAACUGGUUCCACAACUCACCGUCUCUGACGGAGGUGUUAUUUAGAAGGAACAACAUCCAAAGCAUCCCCAGCAAAGCCUUCCAGAACAUCAAAGGCAGUCACGUCUACCAAGGAACCUACUUGGUGGAUACCAAGAUCUACCUCAGCAAGAACAGUAUAUCUUACAUCUCGCCAGAUGCUCUCUAUGGGCUCGAGGAACUGAGCCAGCUUUGGCUGGACAGGAACCGGCUGACGGAACUGGAUGAGGGAAUUUUCGCUGGAAUCACUCAGAUGAGUAUUCUGUUCCUUUCUAAAAACAAACUGAAAGCGUUACCGAGCAAGAUGUUUCCAAAGUUGACAUCCGACAUUGACAUCUUGGAUCUGACGCAUAAUAACAACAUAACUUGUUUGUCGUACGACAUAGUUUCCGCGGUCAAGCUGACUAAUGUCCAGGAUGUCAGGAGGCUGGACUGUGAGUGUGUGCAGAAGCUCGUGGAUCGAUUAAAGGAAGCGGAAAAGGUCAACGAAAUCAAAGCAGAUUGCAAAAAGAAGCAUUAGAUUUUUUUGUGAUAAUAAGUUUGUUAAUUGAUUACAUACACAUGGUUGUUCUUUAAUAAAUAUUUAUUUUUUA
Molecule: messenger RNA, 1193 nt
Organism: Anoplophora glabripennis (Asian longhorned beetle)
Lineage: Eukaryota; Metazoa; Arthropoda; Insecta; Coleoptera; Cerambycidae
Product: chondroadherin-like
Exons: 1
Coding region: 95-1120 (341 amino acids)
Cellular component (GO): extracellular matrix
Molecular function (GO): protein binding
Source: RefSeq, a predicted model, not a curated record